This is a messenger RNA of Ectocarpus siliculosus, 363 nucleotides long. Lineage: Eukaryota; Phaeophyceae; Ectocarpales; Ectocarpaceae. The record is from the annotation of a GenBank genome assembly.
AUGGGAGGGAAUGACGAGGAGGACCCCAGGGCCUCUGAACCUGUCACCGCAGCCGAGGUGGAUAUCGCAAGCGAUGGGAGCGUAGUGGGAGGGCCAGAUGAGGCUGAUGUAGCGGGUUUGAUCGAGGAAACGAAGGAUGAGGAGGGCGAGACAGCGGUUGCAUCAUCAACGGAGUCUUCUUCUUCUUCUCCGACGGGCGGCGACGGAGGACGCAAGAGGAAGGGACUUCACGUAGGGGUCUGGCUAGCCAUCGGUGCCGGCGUUGCUGUCGGGGCUGCCCUCCCUGUGGUCGCGACGCCGCUGAGGCCACCCCAGGAAGCGUCGCUUGACAAAAUACAACGAGGAUGCGAUUGCCCCAAGUAA